Messenger RNA from Drosophila pseudoobscura, 1466 nucleotides. Its product is annotated as dnaJ homolog subfamily C member 28. The record is from RefSeq and is a predicted model, not a curated record. NCBI's taxonomy places the organism in Eukaryota, Metazoa, Arthropoda, Insecta, Diptera, Drosophilidae. The transcript is spliced from 2 exons. Bases 212 to 1300 code for a protein of 362 amino acids.
AUCCAUAUAACCAUGUCAUAUAACCAUAUUGCAUUUCCACUUGUGACCAAGUUUAUACUACGAACAGCUGUACGCAGCAACAACAAAAACAAACAAACAAAAUAUAGUAUUAUGAAUGAAUUAACCGUCAGAGUGAGUGUGUUGGCAUUAAAGUUGCUUACAAAACUCACAACUAAAAAGCUACAGCUGGGCAGCUGUUCAGAACUACAAAAUGUUGAAAGCUGGAAAACUUUUUGGGAGCUUGAUUGGAUCCGCGGGCGGCCGCAUCGCCUUGCGGGAAGUGCACCUGAAACGCCGUGAGGUCUAUUUGCAAUGCUUUCGCAUCCUGGGCGUCUGCGAGGGCGCGGAUCAGAACACCGUGCGUCAGGCGUAUUUGGAUUUGGUGAAACGCGUCCAUCCGGACUCUGGAUGCGACGAGGCCAGUGCCGAACGCUUCCAACAGGUGGACGAGGCCUUCAAGCUGCUGCAGGAGAAGUUCGCGAAGGGUCGCCGCAACAUCCAGGAGGACGAGGAGCAAGCCAUGGAGUUUGACAUCAAGCACACGGCCCCACAGCACCGACAGUAUCUUUCCAACGAGGGCAUUGGCGUAGGCACCCCCUUUCAGCGCCAGAAACAGUACCAGCAGGUGCGCGCCAUGAAGGCCCAAGAGCGUGUACUCGAGCAUCGCAUCGACAAGGCGGCCGCCGGCGACAGCGACCUCAUAUCCAAGGAGGGAAACCAUUUUCAGAAGCACGCCAUCAAAACCAAAUACGGCAUUGAUCGUGUGGUGGAGGAUCUCAUCCAGGAGGCCAUGUCCAAGGGCGACUUUAACAAUCUCAACGGCUCUGGCAAGCCCCUGUCCUCCGCCCAGUCGCAGAACCCCUACCUGGACUUUACCACCCACAAACUGAACAAGAUAAUGCUCGACAAUGGCUUCACACCGGAAUGGAUCACCCUCGGCAAGGAAAUACGCGAUGCACGGAUGCAGCUGUUGAAGACAGUGCGCCAGGAGCGCGUCUACUACGGCGAUUGGCCGCUACAGAAUGCCGAAGAGCAGGCCGCCUGGCUAAGGUUCACCCAAGACCACGAGGAGGAGGUCCAGGAGCUGAACAAGAUGAUUGAUAAGUACAAUCUGAUUGUGCCCAUACUCAAGAAUCAGUUCUUUCGCUAUCGCCUGGACCGCGUGGCCGCCAUGGUGUUUAAGGAGCCGGACUUAAAACGUAAUCAGAAGCGUCCUGCAGUCCAAUACAAAGCGAAGGAUGAGCAGUCGGAAAACACUUUCAAAAGCAAUAUUUUCGACCUGAUUACCCGUCUUUUGUGAUUGAUAUCGAAUAUGAAAGCAUCCCCCCGUGAUAUUAGUUGUAGAGAAUACGUUUAAAUAUUUUGAAUAGGUUUGUUAUCUAUAAAAAACAUGGAAUCCAGUCUUAACCAAAAGAGAAAUUGUUUGUCACUAUAAAAAUAAUCCCUUGGAGGGCGUCAAAAACUUA